Messenger RNA from Labrus mixtus (cuckoo wrasse), 2628 nucleotides. RefSeq names its product F-box protein 22 (gene fbxo22). Gene Ontology annotation, molecular function: protein binding. Lineage: Eukaryota; Metazoa; Chordata; Actinopteri; Labriformes; Labridae. Gene Ontology annotation, biological process: regulation of skeletal muscle fiber development; positive regulation of proteasomal ubiquitin-dependent protein catabolic process; protein polyubiquitination. The record is from RefSeq and is a predicted model, not a curated record. The transcript has 8 exons. The coding region runs from base 30 to 1193 and encodes 387 amino acids.
UGGAGAACUCUCAGACUUGAGGCAGAAAUAUGGAUGAAAACGAAGAGUUUGCCUUUUCUUUACAAGACAGCAAGGCAGCAUACGUACUCAGCAAUGUCGCAGAAGUUGUUGAGCGAAUUCUGACCUUCGUACCAACCAGGUCGCUUCUCCGCAUCGCGAGUGUGUGCAGGCUGUGGAGAAACUGUGCCCGCAGAGUGCUCAGGACUCAGCAGCAGCUCACCUGGGUGUCUGCAUGUGGACCUUCAGACGCAGAGGUCCAUGCUCUCUGCGGGAUCCUGGCUGAGGAGGUGGAGAAAGUGUAUCUGCUGCCUAAAACAGUUCUGGCAAUGGUAGACUGUGAGGCCUUCAAAGGACAAGCCUAUUGCUACAGACAGAAUAAAGCAAAGAAGAGUCGACAGAGUGUGGAAACGGUUGACGAACUGACCAUGGUCUUCCCAAAAGGAUGUGAAAUCAUGGGCAUUGCUUCACCAGGCAUCGUCUUGACUCCCAGUGGCCCUUCCUCCGGCCCUCCUCAGGAGUACCAGGAGGGGGAGGCAGGCUUUGCAGUUAUGUUCCCCAGCAUGGAAGGUGUCAAAAUCAAGCCCUUUCAUUUUUGCAAGAAGUCAAUCACCCCAACCUCCCUGCAAGAAGCUGGACUAGUUGACAACCCAGACCUUCGGGUUGUACUGAUGUUUGUCUAUGAGGCCUAUAAACCUGGAGGAGCACGCUUCCUCAGCCAGAUACUGGAGCCGCUGGCCAAGAGCAAAGCUCUAAUUGCUGGAGGGCUUGUAGACAGUGUUUUCUCUCCUACCAGACAAUGCUGUAGCGAGGGUGCAUACGGGGUGAUGGGCCUGGCUCUGAGUGGCCCUAAGGUGCAGGGUGCAUCUGUGCUCUUGGACCAAGACAUCACCAACCCGAAGGAAGCUGAAGCCACAAUUCGGAGGCUAAAGGCAGCCAAAAUCCCCGAAAGAAACACCAUAGGGUUCAUGUUUGCCUGCGUCGGCAGAGGCCAGAAUUACUACAACAACCAGGCAAAUGUAGAAGCUGACGCCUUCCACAAGGUGUUCCCCAACACCCCACUCUUCGGCCUGUUCGGCAACGGCGAGAUCGGCUGUGACCGGAUCGUCAAAGACGACUACACACUGUGCGACACUGACACGGACUGUCUGCAGCACGAGUACACUACUGUCAUGACCCUGGUGCAUCUGGGCUGAGUGAUGGAAGCUCCUGUUUGUAAAGACAGGCGGGAACAAGAAGCAUUCUGUAAAGCGUGUUAAACACGUUGCGACUCCGAGGAAAAUAAUCCCUUUAGCCAUCUGUGUAAUGGCAUCAUUUGGGAAAUGAUGUCCCUCAGAGACUGUGUGUAAACAAAGCUUUGUGUCAAACUAUCGGGUUUCACAAAGUUCAGAUUUAAAAAAGAGAACUGAUCAUCUCUUUUUACAUUCAAAAGUGAUGGGGCACUCUUAUCAAAUAUAUGUGUUUAUAUUUACCCUAAACUUCGCACACAUUCAAGGCAUAUCUUACCCUCUGACAUCACCCUCAUGGUGUGUUUGCUUUUCAGGUGAGUGAGUUAUGUACACUUGUGAGACCCACAAGCUAUUGUUCUAGUUAUUGAUUAUACGGAGGCACUUUUUAUUUAUGUAAAUAAGACAAAUAUGGUUCAUCUUCCACAAAAUCAAGGUGGUCUUGAUUUAAAUGCUCUUCCUUGUCAUGUAGCUUUUACACUUAAGAUUUUUACACUUUGUCUUACAAACGGGGGAAAAAAGUAUUAGCCUAUGAAUAAGUACAAUUUUUAAAGGUAUCUAUUUACCUUGGUUCCACUGGGCACAGGGACAUCAGUCUGAACCCAACAGUGCCUCUUUUUGGACCACAUGUCAGGCCAUUUCUCCUGCUUCCUCGUUCCAGUAGAUAUUGCUUGGGCUUGGUGGUUCCUUCAUCCUCCCAAGUUAUUAAAAUUUGUUAGAAAAAUUCAUCUGAAAACAGAAGAGGAAACAGGGUGGCUGCCCCUGAUGGCCCUGAUGGUUGAGUGAUGCCUAAUAGGAGAAAAUCUCAACUUCACCUUAACUUACAGUUCACUGUAGUUUGUCUUUAACUUUAGGAAACGGUUUGAAAAUUGAAGAUAUCCUGACCAAGGUCAGAAAAGUUUUAUUUGGCAUUCAUCUCUGGAAAAAAAGGUACCUUUUCUUUUUGAAAUCUUGAUAGCAUAGCCUGAAACUACCUAGUUACUUGUAAAAAAAAAAAAAAAAAAAAAGAGAAAUUGUGCAGACAGUACUUUAAAGCAGAAUACAAGUCUCUGUAAAUAUCCAUUACUGUAUCGGUUUUCCAAAAUGCUGUCAUUGAUUUUUUUUUCCUUUUUUAAGGAGAAUAUGCUGAUGACCUGAAGGUGCAAUUUCCAGUUUAAAUAUAUAUUGGUCAAAGAGUUUUUGGUGUUCAGCUUCUCUAUGUAUUGCAACACUUACUGUUUUUAAAAAUUGAAUUACACAUCAUUAACAUUUUCCUUUGUAUUUUUUGAAAAAAAGAAUUAAAGCGUAUUUUAAGUUAGUGCUUACAGCAAAUUGAACAAAACGUUUUGGUGUUUAUGCACUUUUCUACAUGUGCCAAAUCAUAUCUGUUCUGCUCAUUUCCUCAAUAAAUUACAAACAUCCAAUA